Messenger RNA from Fusarium odoratissimum NRRL 54006, 2783 nucleotides. RefSeq lists its product as uncharacterized. Lineage: Eukaryota; Fungi; Ascomycota; Sordariomycetes; Hypocreales; Nectriaceae. The transcript has a single exon. The coding region runs from base 2414 to 2758 and encodes 114 amino acids. The record is from RefSeq and is a predicted model, not a curated record.
CACGAUCCUUGUAAGUCGAUAGAGUUGCCAAGCUCUCUCGGCUUCACCGAUGCGCGAUGCGAAUAAACCACCAAAUCUGACUCUCCCGCCGCCGCCAUUUCCGUGGCCUACGCUCCGCUGUGUCCUCUUUUGGGGACUGGGUUCAUCACGGGGUCCUCCAUUCGGAAUUGAGGGCCAAGUCUCUGCACCUGAUUGCUUGCAUCAUGACCAAACAUGGCCCUGGCUCAGAGAACGGCCCCCACUGGACAAGCGAGACACCACCAGCACUCUCAAGUUCACCAUCCUUCGGAACAUUGAUGCUACCUAAUCUCCAAGAUCUUUGGCUGUUGCUUUUUUGGUAACUCGGGGCUUUUGGCUGAAAGCCCACCUAUCCCGCUACAGAAUGUGUGAUUGAACCUUGAGUGAAUCAACAUGUGCUUACACGAGUGACCCAGUUCGAAUUCAGAUCACCAUUCUCCCACCUACAAUGCGCAGCAUCCUUCCCUCGCCAGUUUUGGUAGUUUUAUACCAUCAUCGAUAUGUCGUAUUGCUCGUGUUGUUGAACUGAGUCUUGGCGUCGCUUCAAUCCUGGCUCCUGUCUUCUAAUUCAUAUCUCUCAGUAGCCUUGCUCAGGUACCUUGUCCCUCAGUAUACCCAUAUUUACGAAGUACUGUAAUAGGGCUCGUACCAACCAUCCGCAAGGAACAAUAAUGUUGUACAAUGAAAUUUCUGGGCAAUUGGGUCCUACCGAGGCAUUGACGCUGAUCAAUGCUUGUCCUUGGGGACAUCCAACAGUCCGAGAGCUGUCAAACUAGACAAGAUAGCCAUAGCUUUUGGGUUAACGAGGCUGCCGUUAUGCCGUCUAUUGUCUCACAGACUGAACGCCAGAAAUCAAGGACAGGCUUUGUCGAUCACCCACAACCGCCGUAUUAUACUGGAUCGUCCUGGCGUCUAAUGGGCCUCGCUCCACGGUAUCACAUACAUAUCCACUUCACUGUCGGACCGUAUCAUAUCAUGAAAGACAUCAUAGACCUUCAGUAUCCGAUGGACGAUCUUCAGGAUCACCAACAGGUACCACCGUAAUGCUUCCGCGUUUAGUUGCUAUCGAAACUGGUAGGCUAUCAUUGUCUCCUAGCGCUCCAAUCUCAUCCUGCAUCUCAUCUCCCAACAGAAUCCUCUCCUAGGGGUUGUAUAGGCAAUGGGAUACCCCCACCGAGCUCGAUUGCCCGUCACUCGGCGAGGGAAUCAUUUUCCAGCGCAGAAAGGCGUCCUCAAGACACUGACAACGCAAACAAACUCCACCGUCCUGCAUGGCCCGUGUGGGGGCCUAGUGUCCGUUGCGUGAAACACUCAGAGAUACCGGUAGAGGUUGAAGCGCUUGAACUUGUUCUCCUUCGCCAGUAAACUAGCAGUGGUCUAGGCAUUAAUCUCUCCAAGGGAUAGCCUUGUAAAAGCGAGGACGCGGAGGCAGUUUGGUUCCAAACUUCCAACUGUGGUAGCCUUACGCGAGCGCCACCAGUCUAACACACAGACUAGGUCGAUACUAACGACCGGUAAAUAACGCGAUCACGGCCUAGAACAAGGAGAAAAAUGGAAGAAACAACGGCAGUUUUUUACAUGGAUCAAAGUACACAGGUACUGACGUUGAGCCGCCGUUGUCGCUCGAUAUUGAGGGCAUAUCGCGGUCCAGAUUCGUUAAAGACACUGCUUCUCUAGGAUGGUGGCCAUAACCUCGGAAUAUUGAAAUUGGCUUAAUUGAUGCAGGUGAGCAUCGAUGUCACUCUACCUUUAUCAUUAUUCGCAGUCUAGACUUUAGGGACGGCACUUGGUGCCAGCAGCCUGGACGCCAUUCAGCCACAUCCAGACUGUCGGACUGAGUUGUUGAAGCUAAAAGUGCUCAUGAUGGGCCACUUGUGAAUCAAUGACCCGGCUAUUUGGUUACUGGGAGAUGUACGAAGCUACUGUACGAGGCCAUGAACUUUCCAUCAUUCUGCUGUUGCACAACGUAUGAUGUUGAAAUCGGCGGUGUUGGUUCAUGUUGUUGAUUCAAGUUCAGUUGUCGUCAAAGCACAAUUAAUAAUACGCACAUCUUAUAGGCACCACGAGACAUACAGCUUGAUCCUGGGGUAUAGCAGAGACCUGUUAAGGUGCUGGAUCCCAGUACGCGGGGCAUUGGCUGAGAUGUUGAGAACCCAAUCUCAAUGUGACGUGCAGACUAUUUUGGCGAGAACAGAUUCCCGUCUGAGAUGGCGAGUGUAGCGCGGGAGGACGACAAUCCAGAUGCUGGGAAGUUCCCUGCGGACUCUUAGCAUUGGCUAGGUUCACACGUCGCAAAGUCAAAGAGGCGUGCGAAUCGAUGGAAGCCAAUAUUCCCGUGGUUUCACAUCGUCACAUUAAUAGAAUGCAAAAGUGAGUGACCCGACACAAUGGAUUGAUGCGCGCCUUGCCGCUUGUGAGCCGCCCCCCUGUCAAUAUUGGACAUGGACUGGACUAUACUGGACUGGACUGGAUAGGACAAGGCUUGAGAUGCCCUAUGCCCUCGCCCCUCGAGGAUCUUGGGCCACGUGUGGGAGUCGUGAUUGAAACUGGCAGGGGGAUGAAUAAGAGGGGGGAGAGGGAAACAAGAGAGAGAGGCGCGUUAAUAAACCCUGCUUUGCCCUGUCCCGUCUUGCCCUUGAACCUGGCCCUGUCGUUGAGAGUCCCCGACGCCGACGCUUUUCGGGAGUGUUCAGAAGGCAAUACAAUACAGCUGCAAUGUAUCCUGCAUAGUCCGAUGUAAUUCAUCAUGAUGUUACUCUGAUCCU